This is a messenger RNA of Rotaria socialis, 4158 nucleotides long. Lineage: Eukaryota; Metazoa; Rotifera; Eurotatoria; Philodinida; Philodinidae. The record is from the annotation of a GenBank genome assembly.
AUGGCGACCAAUGGUAGUGAUACAAAACAGAGUCGAAUACAUGUUAAAAAGCCAUUUGGUACGACAAAUUUUUUACAAAGUAGUUCAUCGACAAAUGGUUUUAGUAAUCACAUAAAAAAACGAACAUUACAAUGGAAUAAUUUUUUUCAUUCGAAAAAAAAAUCUAAUCAUUCAACUGGAUCGAAUAAUAGCUUGCAAUCUGAUGAGAACUCAACAGGUGAACCUCUCGUCUUUCAUGCUAUUGCACCAGCUUCGCCAGAAGAAAUAAAACAAUCAUCAAACCAUGUUAACCAUGAAAAACAGCUUAAAAACGUACCAGAAUCAACACCGAAUUCUCAAAUUCGUUAUGUUCUUGCUCAUACUAAAAUAAAAGCAAUGUCAACCAAUGAUGCAUCAACUCAAGUACAAUCGAGUUUUUCAGAUGAAGAAGAAAAUCAAUCAAAAUAUAAACCUGUAUUAUCCUCCAUAGAUGCUGACGCUGAUGAAUCUGACAAUGGUAGUAAUCAAAAUAUUAAAAAAGCACGUCGUUUACAAAAAAAUAGUCGAGCAAGUAAUUUAUCUCUACAGCAAAAACAUGAAAAUAAUAAUUGUAAAGAUGAACAACAACUAUCAAGUUCUGAUGAAAAGGACAGUAACGAACCAAGCUUAGUCGCGAAUGGACAUAUUGAACAAAGAGCGAAAUUAUCAUUAACUAAAAAAUUUGAUCGUUUAGCGACAGUAGCAACAACAACUGAUCAUGAUUAUUCCAAAGAACAGUACCAUCGUUAUCAUCCAUUAGAUAAUCUUGACUCCAAACUGUCUACACCAAAUGAAUCAAGUUUAUCACCAAUAGUAACAACAAAUACAUCGACGAAUCAAACACCAGUAAAAAAAUUAAAUCGCUUUCAAGUUAAAUCUAUCCGUAAAUCCCAACAACCCCAAAUGAUAUUAUUAAAAGCUGCUGCAGCUAAAUCUUCGAAUGAUGAUGAAUAUUCUGUACCAAAUGAAUGUUCAGUUUCAUCACUAAAAACACCAUUUAUUGAUAGAAAACAUGCUAAUACGCCUAUAGCUGAUCUAGAAAAUAUAUCAUCGAAUACAAAUAGCAUUGUUCAUGGUGUAAUUUCAACAUUGGUUAGCGUUCAAAAUGAACAGAAUCAUGUUCAUUUUCGAGCUAUACCACAUGAAAAACAAGAUUCAACUGCUGACGAAGAGAAAUCACCUGGUAUACCAGCAACAACAGCUGCAAUGCCAAUUCCAGCUCCAGCCUCGUCGACAGCCUCGGCAUCAAGAGAGGAUGAUGAAGAAGAAGCGAUUGGUAAGAGUCCUGACAAUCGUUUUAUUAAAUAUGCGAAAGAAAUAGGCAGAGGCGCUUUUAAAACAGUCUAUCGUGGCUUGGACACAGAAACAAGUGUUGCUGUUGCGUGGUGCGAAUUGCAGGAUUUUGCACAAUUCGAUAAACAUGAACGAGCACGUUUUAAGGAAGAAGCUGAAAUGUUAAAAAAGUUGCAACAUCCAAAUAUCGUACGAUUCUUCGACUUUUGGGAAGAAACAAAUCCAAGAACAAAUAAAAAAGUUAUUAUUCUUGUGACAGAAUUGAUGACAUCUGGUUCUUUAAAGGGAUAUAUACGUAAAUUUAAAGGCCAAAAAGAAGAAAAGCGCAUCAAUGUAAUGAAAAAAUGGUGUCGUCAAAUUCUUAAAGGUCUUGCUUAUUUACACAGUCGUAAUCCUUCUGUAAUUCAUCGCGAUUUAAAAUGUGAUAAUGUAUUUAUAUCGAGUACCACUGGUUGUGUUAAAAUCGGUGACCUUGGUUUAGCAACGUUUAAAACUCAAACAUUUGCUAAAAGUAUGCGUGGUACAAUGGAAUUUAUGGCACCUGAAAUGUUCGAUGAACAGUACGAUGAACUUGUUGAUAUAUAUUCUUUUGGUUUGUGUAUGUUAGAAAUGAUGACUGGUGAAUAUCCAUACAUCGAAUGUAAAGGACCAACAGCAGUUAUAAAGCGUGUUAUAGCUGGUUUAAAACCAGAAUGUUAUUAUAAAGUUGAAAGUGAAGAUGUACGAGAAGUUAUUGAUUGUUGUAUACGCACAAAAAAAGAAGAACGGUUACCUGUUCAUGAAUUAUUACAACAUUCAUUUUUUCUCGAUGAUAAUGGAUUGCGUAUUGAUUUCGUACGCGAUCCAGCAAAUGAUUUACAAGUAAUGGUUACCAAUCAUUCAAUUAAUUUAAAAUUGAAAGUUGUUGAUAAAACAAAACGUAAAGCAUUGUGGGCAGAACAUGAAGCUAUACUUUUCCGGUAUAAUUUUGAAGCCGAUAAGCCCGAACAAAUAGCUGAUGAACUCAUUGAAAAGAAUUAUAUAUUUGAGGAGGAUAAAAAAUUUGUUGUUCAAUCAAUUAAAGAUCGAGUCAGAGCUUAUCAAUAUGAGCAAAUUGAUCGAAAAGCUGGAGUUUUUUGUCGAGAUAGAAAACCAAUAGCUGCUCAAACAUCACUUGUUGGACAACAACAACAGCAACAGCAAGUUCCACAACCUCAGCAGCAGCAACAACAGGUUCCACAACCUCAGCAGCAGCAGCAGCAGCAACAACAACAGCAACAACAACAACAACAAGUUCCACAACCUCAGCAGCAACAACAACAGGUUCCACAAUCGCAGCAGCAGCAACAACAGUUACCUCCUCCUCAACCAGCACCACCACUACAACAGCCGUCAACUUCAUUGUUAGUUCCACCUCAUGUAUCAGCUGCUCAUCCACUGAUACCAGCAGAUUCAAUUAUUCAACAAACAAUACUUGAAGUACCACAACAACCAAUGGUUAAAUCAUCGCCAGAAAUUCUACAGGCUAAAUCAGUUGUAGCCACUGAACCCAUUCCGAUUCCGCAAGCCACUGAAAAUAAUUCAAGUGUCUCUGGUUCAGCUGGUAGUCUUGAAGUAUUGGAUGCAGCAUUAAAGAAAACGUUUAAUAAAACUAAUGUACCUCAAGGGACAAGUAAUCUAUCAGCGAUUAACAACGAAAUGAGUGAGCCAACGAUACCAUUGGCUACUCAAGAUGAUUCAUCGGUAACGAAAAUUGGAAAUGACUCUGCUGUUAUUGAACAAAAACAGCAACAACAAGUAGACGAAUCUGGAGGGCUCUUGCCUGUGGAAUUGCCUACAAGUAUGCUUCAAAUAUCGACACCUUCAACUUUACAGACUCAAUCUCAGCCAACAACAAUGUUCGCAUCUGCACCACAACAAAUUUUACAAAAUCCUCUUCUCCUAACUCAAACAUCACAAAGUUUUUCUCACUUGCUUGUACCUCCUGUGCAACAACUUAUGAAUACAAUUUUAACCAAUGAUACUAUAAAGCAGUCAGUAUCUUCUUCUUCAACAACUAACCUAGAGACUAUUGAAAAUAGUCAAAUAUCAACAUCUCCUCCAUAUACAAAUGAAACAGUUCAAACUCCUAUUCCAUCAGAUACAUCAUCGACUUCUCAACCACCUAUAUUGGGUAGUUUAAAACAGCUUGAUGCGCUUCUUACAAGUACAUUCAAAAAUUCCAGUAAAACUGUUGGUACAACACAAAAUAGUGAUUCGGAAAUGGGAAAUACAAAUGUAUCAUUACCAACCAAUUAUGAUAUUGCUACAAGAGCCAUGGAGAUAGAAUCAGAUUUAACAAAUAAAUCUAAUGAGAAGCAACAAAGUUCUAGCCCAUUAGUACCAUCAGUAGUUCAAUUGGAACCAGAUGAAGCAUCGAUUAUUAUUUCUCAGCUUGUUCAACAAGCACAAGCACAGCCAGCAAUUCAUUUUGAUGGAAUAACAUUAGUGAAUAGAAAUAAUUCAGAGUCAGACUCAUUAUUUAAACCUAUAGACGACAGAAGUCUAUCGGUUGAUGACAGUAUCACUGCUGUAUCAUCGAAUGAUUUAUCGGACGUUAAAUUAAUGAUUGGUGAUUUAAGUAAAAUAUUCAUAAAUCGAAUGAAUACUAUUGAAAAUAAAAUUGAUGAACAACGAAAUCAAACUCUACAAAUCAAUAAUUUAUUAACAAGAACUGUUUUGCCAUCGUUCAUGGAUUUAGCUGCUAUCAUCCAUGAGACACCCAAUCUAGAUUCGCACGUAAGAAGUAAACUUAAUGUUAUUCAAAUGAAUAUACGAAUAGCACAAAAACAGAAACCAAUUGACAUUAACGAUGUGACGGACAUCUAA